AUAAACCCAUUUACAAGCAGUAUUCUCAUCACCUGACGACUGACACAUUUGUCACAUAAAUCAGAACUAACAGGAAACAAUAACAGCUGACAGCUUUGGCAUUACAAGCAAGGAAGAGCAAACUUCAGAUCUCUCUGCUCAUCAAGUUACAUUCUAUACCAAAACCAACAAAAUGAUAGGAGCAAAGUGGUCAAAAGUGGUUACCAGCUGUUUUAGCCUUAUCACUCUGACUGGGGUUGGGUCUGCGGGAAUGGGUAUAUGGUCGAAAUUGAGUAGCGAAUCAACUGAGGUGUUGAAGGGAACAGUUGAUGACACCAAUGCCUGGAUGAUCCAAACGGCGCUGAGGAGCAGCAGCUUGCUCAUAGCUGGAGGCAGUUUUCUCUUUAUUAUAGGUUUGGUUGGUUGUUGUGGCACUUUGAAGAAAAAAAGUUGGAUGCUCUUGGUGGUCUUCUUCGUUGUGCUCAUCGUCUUUAUUCUUCAGAUCACUUGGGCAGUGUUCACUCUCCUCCCCAAUUCUGUGAAAGAAAAAUUAGAAACAAAAAUUGUUCAAGGCAUUGAGAAGAGCUAUACACCAGACACUGCAUUCACUGGCACGUGGGACAAAACUAUGAAAGUGCUGGAAUGUUGUGGAUACAAAGGCUAUAAUGACUUCACAAAUUCCACCUUUGUAAAGAAAAAGCAAUUAUACCCCAUCCAAUGCUGUGAUCCAGAAAAUCCAUGUACAGAAGAAGCAGCAAAGCGCAAAAAUGUGAAGGGCUGCUAUGAAGUGCUACUGAAAGAAAACAUCCCUGCAUCUGGAACUUUGUCCUUUCUGAUGGGUAUUGUAGAGAUUGUUGCCAUGGUUGUUUCCCUGAAAGUCUAUGGAUGCUUGAGGCGUAUACCUUUUCCGUAGACUGACAUCUUUGAACGUUAUCCUCGCUGUGCUGUCAUAACAAACAUAGACUGUAACGCAUUGCAACAAGGUUGUAAACUGUACUUUUACAGCUGUUAAUGUUCAUUUUAACAUAUACUAACUCAUGAAAGUCGUUCUACUAAUACAUUAAAAGUUGUAUGUAAAUGCAUUAUGAACUGACAUGAAUUAGCAAUU
Messenger RNA from Xyrauchen texanus (razorback sucker), 1087 nucleotides. Its product is annotated as tetraspanin-1-like. Lineage: Eukaryota; Metazoa; Chordata; Actinopteri; Cypriniformes; Catostomidae. Bases 173 to 892 code for a protein of 239 amino acids. Gene Ontology annotation, cellular component: membrane. The transcript has 8 exons. The record is from RefSeq and is a predicted model, not a curated record.